AUGGUAGCAGGGGGUCUAUCACUUGGCGGCUUUUCGCCUUUCAGCGCCGGCCUGUUUUAUGGUCACAUAUCUCCACUUAGAAUUACAAAACCUAAGUUCGACAUACCAGGACUUUGCAGUUCCUCAAAUUUGUUCCCUCACAAGGAAGAAGACUCCACUAGAGAAGCUAUGGCAAUCAUUUCACCACCAGCCAAUAUUGACCAUUACGAAUCUAAAGACACUGCAAUCGACGAUGACGACGAUAAGGGCGCAUGGGAGAAUAUCAAUUGCGAUAGCCCUGGAAGAAAGGAUGGCAUACCCUUGUUCCAGCGAGUCGACUUCAAGGCCAAUCUGCUUCCAGGACGAUCGCUCCUCAGCUCAUUUUUGGAACGCAAACCACAAAACUUUCAAACUGCGACUAUCACCGACGAACAAAAAGCCACAUCUCACGGAAAGGACCCGAGAGGGCAUUCAGCAUCGCCAGACUCGGCAGUAUUUGGGAGAUCUGCGGCACAACCCUUCGCCAAUCCUAAUCGUACGCGAACCCCGAUUAUGAUUUCGCCCCAUGAAGUUAGAAAAAAUAUAAUUUCGACAGAACUCCCCGAGACUAUACGUCUUGGGAUUGUGCGGGAACGCUCUGAGGCGUUUUCAACUGCCAACGCCGUAAAUAGGAGAAAAUACCGUCAGUAUUCGGAUGUGUCGUGGAGUAUAAAGGAGUGUACUGGAGAUUACAAUACUAUGGUAAGGGUGGCGGGAGCGUCGUCGCAGUCGACAUAUGGGCCGCCGUGGAAUACCAACCACCUCACGCAGGUAUCUUUGGUUGUGAUUUUCAAAGUGGUCGUGAAGAACAGGGCAGUGUCUAUGAGACUUCCAGAUUACUACCUGAACGCCACCCAAAUAUUCCAGGCGGUCGACCUAAGGCUUUACAGGCGCAAGAAAUUACUAGCUCGUCUCCAGGAGAACUCGCACAUAAACAAGGAAACAGAUGGGGUCUGGGUUCCGUUCAGGGAUGGUGUCUUCCUCUGCAAGGAAGUAAAGCUUUUUGAGGAAGUUAGAAACUUGUUCAAACAUUCUGACCAGCCACUCCCACCAGACUGA
Pyricularia grisea is the source of this 1077-nucleotide messenger RNA. RefSeq lists its product as uncharacterized. The coding region runs from base 1 to 1077 and encodes 358 amino acids. Gene Ontology annotation, molecular function: DNA binding. The transcript has 4 exons. NCBI's taxonomy places the organism in Eukaryota, Fungi, Ascomycota, Sordariomycetes, Magnaporthales, Pyriculariaceae. The record is from RefSeq and is a predicted model, not a curated record.